Messenger RNA from Pundamilia nyererei, 3610 nucleotides. RefSeq names its product BRCA1-associated ATM activator 1 (gene brat1). The transcript is spliced from 11 exons. The coding region runs from base 280 to 2823 and encodes 847 amino acids. NCBI's taxonomy places the organism in Eukaryota, Metazoa, Chordata, Actinopteri, Cichliformes, Cichlidae. Gene Ontology annotation, cellular component: nucleus. The record is from RefSeq and is a predicted model, not a curated record. Gene Ontology annotation, biological process: DNA damage response; cell population proliferation; positive regulation of protein phosphorylation.
GCGCAGGGGCGUGAGACCCGCCCAGAAGCACGGAAAAGGAAACGACACACCGGUAGAUCCGAAACUGUUUCCCGCGAGACGUUCGUUUAGUAAAGUACAAAAACCAACGACUUUGUGUGUUUAAAGUAGCUGCUUCAGUUUGGUCUGUACUGCACAAUUUAGCUAGAGGUCACAUUUACAUUGACAUGAGUGGUUAGAGAAUGUGUAGACGUUAUAUAACUCCUAGUUGUAAAGACCUAAGCUAGCAACUGCGGUUAUUAACACGCACACCUUAGCACCAUGGACAGAGAGUGUGUGUCACUGCUGCCCCGGGUCUGUGAGGUGCUGGCGGCCUCAGGGAGCUCGCUGCCCGAUGACACCAUUCUGGAGAAACUGCUGGACUGGUUCACAGCGCUCACCGAGGCUGGGGAGUCUCUGCUGGAGGCCUGUCCGUGUCUGCUUGAGUUCAUAUCUGCUGUGAUUCAUGACACGGCUUCAGCCCCAGGUGUCCUCUCCUUCACUCUCAGACAUUUCAUUGAGCCGCUUCUGCAACUCCAGACAGACACAAGCCUAUUUGUUGCCUCGGCUGCCAAUCAAAUGCUCUCCCACGUCCUGCUGUUCUGUCAGCCUGUCUCAUCUAUAGGAUGUAAUGGCACCAAUAAGAAGGAAGAUGAGCAGAACACAAGCGUGUCCAAGGCAGUUGUAGAAAACCCAGCCGAGCCCAUGGAAAUAAACCAAGAUUGCACCGCUGUUGUCGAUGCAAUCUCAGAGUACCUCAAGAGGGCGCUGGGGGUUCCCAAGGGAAGCGCACAGCUUCAUCAGUGUCAGCAGACCCUCCGAUUGCUGGCUCUGCUCCUGGGCCAGACCAAGCCUCCUCUGCAUGACAAGCUGCUGCAGACAGUCACAGCUUCUCUGGAGGAAAUGGUGGCAGCAGACUGUAGUGAACUCACACUGCCUCUGAUGGAUGUCAUUUUAGCUGCAUGCAGCCGCGUCCCAGACCAGCGCAUCACCCGUCUUUUAACUUUCAUGUUGAACGUCAGGAAACCUGCUGACCUCGUCCAUGCUGCAGCUGCUUUUCUCCGUGGCGGCCAUCAUGACCGUGUCCACACAGCUCAGUCUGUGAGAUUACUGCUGCUACCCCUCGACAUCAUAUCUGGCCAGAACCGACUAGGCACAAACACUGCAGGAGACAUGCAUCGGUUUGCCAUGACUGAGCAGCUGAAAAGCAAAACCUCCUGCAUCUCCAUGACCAGUGUGUGUCUAACAAACAUACCUCAGAUCGCACACAUGGAUCCUGACUGCCUCCCCUGCGCUCCGGAUUUAAUCGUGUCUGGAAUUCUGUCGCUACUGAGGAUCUGCAGCGGCGACUCGUCCUCCUCGGCCGCUGGCUGUAGUGAAGUUUUCAGGAAUGUCAUUGGCAGUGGGAAAGUUCAGAAAUGUGCUCUAGAGGCUCUGACAGCUGUCAGUAACAGCCCAGGAGCAAAUGGCAAGCUGACUGACGUGCUCACACUUCUGAUACAGUAUCUGGACGAUCCUGAUUCUGAUCCCACUGUGCUACAUAAGUCCUACCAAGCCUUGGUAAAGUGGAUGAGUGUUUGCACAGACGUCUCCUUUAUAACAGACCAGCUCAGACACGAUCUCGUCCAGGUGGUGAAGAAACGUGCGUGUGACAUGCGCUGGGAGGUAAGAGACUCAACGAUGGAGUUUCUGGGGCACCUGGGAGCGAUGCGUGUCUGCCGGGCGCCAGCUGAGCAGGCGUGCGAUGCCUCUGAGGCCCUGCUGGGUGGCUGCUGCUGUACCACUCCUCUCCUCAGGGAGGCUCUGCAGGAUCCAGAGAGUUAUGUGAGAGCCAGCGCGAUCAAAGCACUGGCACAGACAGUGAUGCACAGCUGGCAGGAGGGGGCAGCACCCACACAGGAGCAGACUGAAAUCGUGACCCGGCUGCUUGAGAUUCUCUCCCAGGACACAGAAGGGUUUGCCAGGAGGGCUGUUGUAAAGUUCUUCAUCGCCUGGUUCUCUUCACAUACGUCACACACGCCCCCGUCGUCGCCUGCCUCCCCCUCCUGCUCUCUCCUCAUGCAGUCUGUACGCUCCGUCCUCUCACGAGGCUGUGCCGAUCUGGACUGGGAGGUCAAAGUUCACACGCUGGAGCUGGCGGAGUUGCUGCUGGACAAAGCCUUUUUGGGGCACGGGAGUUACACGAAGGGCUCGGACGCACGUCCGGCCCAACCACACGCGUACGCUGUGAUGCCUGACCGAGCCUACACACUUCACACACACGGAGACACGCGCGCACAGGACGCGGAGUCAGAUUUAGUCGACGUGUUGAAGAGUCUGGUUGAGCAGGGAGUCAUCUCUGCAUUGCUGAGCGGUCUGGUCGACUGCGAUAGGCCUGUAGCUUUAAAGGCCUGUAGACUGCUGAUAACACUCAGAGUGACAGUUUGUCCGGCAUCGCAAGGGGACCCAGAUGUAUCUGAUGCCACAGCAACAGUUGCCAGAGUGUCCUGUGAGCUGCCCAGAGCAGGUUGGGCACAAGAGAUCAGAAAGAUACUGGGUGUAAGGACUGAGGCUAAUGCUGAGAGAGAUUUAAAUGCACUCAAUGCCACCAGCUUUGAAGACCACAGCGAGGAAGGAGCGAGCGCUGUGAGUCAUUGCGAGCGCGUAAGCGUGUGUGAAGCGUUGGGCUCUCUGGGUUUGGACGACAGGCUGGAGAUCCUCAGUAGAAGCAGUGACCACGUGCAUAACUCGCCCCUCUCACUACUGCAAGACAUAUUAACUGCGAGCACCUCUCACACUCAUUCAAACACACAACCAGGGCAAGAGGUCAUAGUGGACUGCUACUAACGCCCACACGAAUAAAUCAAGUUACAUUUCUCUUCAUGUUGUUGCAAUAUUCAAAUUCGUUGAAUCCAAGAGGAGCACGCUAAUUGUGGUUUUUUAUUUGUUUGCUUGUUUACUUCUUUCACCUGGGUAAUUGUAAUGCAGCAGUUGAGUUGUAAUCUAAAAGUUUUGUGACUCCACUCCACUGAUUUAAAUGUGCCCACUGUCACCUGCACCUUUACACCACUCACAGUGCCGCUGCUAUGCAUCGCUCCCAGCUUGAAUGUCCAGGAUCAAUCCUGGAUCUCAGCUAUGACUCCGACUCAGUGUAGUCUAAAGCCCCAAAGGUGGCGCUGUGGGUGAGACCAGGAGAGUGGUUGUUGAGCUGACCUACUUCUGAAUUUGUCCCGGGGGAUCACCCCCUCAGUGCCAAGUUCUCUCGUAGCACCCUGAAGCGUCAAAGGGAGAACGUUCACUCCAAAUUACACACAGCUCAAUGAAAAAGCAGAUUUGGCUCCCUGCGACUUUGUCCUCUCUUCCGCAACAAAAUUCAAGUUGAAGGCUCGCAGUGGAGGAGAUCCAGCCCUCAGGAGGAGAGAAGCAUAAAGGCACAGUUACAGCAUUUUUACACCUGUACUUACAAACCUUUUUGAUCAUAUUUCAUGUAAUUAAUUAAAAGAAAAGACCCAACAUCCUAUAAGGACCCCAGCCACAUUUAAAACAUAUAGCUAUAGCAAUGUGUCGCAGUAAAUCACAUAAGUGGGAUCUAAAAGCUCAACUGAAGUUUAUUCACAUCAAAAUCCUCUAAAUA